Molecule: messenger RNA, 1989 nt
Organism: Aspergillus wentii DTO 134E9
Lineage: Eukaryota; Fungi; Ascomycota; Eurotiomycetes; Eurotiales; Aspergillaceae
Product: Zn(II)2Cys6 transcription factor
Exons: 5
Coding region: 1-1989 (662 amino acids)
Biological process (GO): DNA-templated transcription; regulation of DNA-templated transcription
Cellular component (GO): nucleus
Molecular function (GO): zinc ion binding; DNA binding; DNA-binding transcription factor activity, RNA polymerase II-specific
Source: RefSeq, a predicted model, not a curated record
AUGCCCGACUCGUCCAAUCCCCUCCGUCGCAAUGGAAGACAACCAUCCUGCGAAACAUGUCGGCAGCACAAAGUCAAGUGCGAUCAUGCAGUGCCAAAGUGCAACCGCUGUGUCCAAAAAGGCGCCGUGUGUAUCUACAAGACAGCACCAAUGACAAGCAAGUUUCGAAUCGCUCGAGUCACGUCCGAGUCGAUUGCGAAACCGCGCACGACAUCCAAGAUAUCAAGUAAUGCUGCGGGUUACACAGCAUGGCCGCGGCAGAAACAGACUAUCAUGAUCGAUUCCUCGCCUCUUGAUAACCCUGGUUUCCUGGGUCCCACCAGCUACCAAGCCCUGAUCAAUGAGAAAGACCAACCUCGUGCUGGUGGCAUGACAGAAGUGUCUCGGACAGCAUUGACCAUCGAGGCUAGAAAGCUCGAUCUGGGUCUCCAAGCCGCCAGCUUCCUUGUGACACACUUUGCUUUGCUGAAAAGUCUUGUUCGCCGCGUGUAUAACAUAGGGCGCAUGUCGAUUAUCCCCGAGAGUCUGAUGCUGGCUGCAGUUGAACAUCUCGCGGACAUAUUCAACGGGCAAUCGGUGGACAAUGAAAUAACGUGUGUACCCACGGUUGUUCGCAUCUUCGAGAACUCAUACCAGCCAAUGCCGAUCGCCCAGUCGACGACAUUCGAGGAAUUUUGCCACUUGAUUACUGGGGACAAUGUCAGGUGGGAGACGAUUGGAAAUGUCCUGGUCAUGGCGAGUGUGUGUCUGGUUCAGAUUGCAGAGCCCGAGGUGCAAGGAUACGCAAAGGGAGAGCUGUGCGCGCAGAUGCUUGAAAUCACAGACCAUGUUCUCUUACUCUGCAACGAAUUACCACUGGUGAAUGAGCUGAUGGUCUGUCUUAAAUACAACCAGAUGUUGCUUGCAUCUCAGCGAUGGGGACAUUCAAGUCGAUGGCUAUGCUCAUCGUUUGGGGAGCUCUCCUCGUGCAUCUUCGUAAAUGGAAUGCAUCAGAUGGGCAAUCCUGAACGGCAAUACCCCAACUUCAUCAAUCAAUGGCGCAGAAGAUGUUUUGCCAUGGUCUAUACUAUGGACAAGAUCUUCGCCACCAUUAUCGGCAGACCACCCUUUCUGAACCGGCACUACUGCAUCCUGGAUCUCCCAGAAGAUCUUAGCAAUGAAAUGAAUGACCACAACUUUUCCUCCACCUUCCGUUCAUCCCAUUCGCCUUCAGUCAGCUAUAUCCAUCUUCGCUUCCUUCUUUCUAUUAUUCGAGAAGAGAUUCUCGAGUUGCAUCUCGGCACCAACAAAACCAAUAUUCCAGCCCGAGCAAGCCAAAUAAUCGAGAAGCUCCAAUCCAUGUGGGAUUACUGUCCUCAGCACAUGAAAUACUCACCGGAUAUGUGGCAUGGCCAUCUGCCUUGCCAGGAUAUCUGGAUACUAUUCUCCCUUUACCUCGAGUAUCAGUAUUCUCUUUUCUUAACACACCGACUAACAGCACAAGACCCUCUCCACGCCCCACGCAAUAAUGACCUUGCCCAUGUAGCAAAGGAAAUUCUGUCCACGAUCCUCGUGCUGAAUGAUCAGCGGGAGCGCCUCCGAACAAUCAGAAAUAACUUUAGUGGCGUGCUCCUCCCCUUUGGCCUUCCAACCGCCCAAGUCCUCAUCGCAGAACUAUUCCACCAACCCUCCACCUUUCCCAUCCCAGCUAAACAACUGCCCAGGUCAGAAACGAUCCGUGAGCUCACUCUCUUUGUCUCCUGUCUUGGCUGGGCCACCACCCCGGGCACUGGGCAUUUUGAGUUCGGGCAAACGGUGCAAGCAAAAUUGACGAAACUUGUCGAUCAGCUCAUUGAGCAGUCUUCUUCUACUCCAAUGGAGGGGGACGCCGGGCUUCAACGAAAUGAUGUGUUCCUGGACUCGACGUUUAAUCUGAAUAGCUUUGUGGACUGGGAUGCGGGGGGUCUUGUAGAUCCUAGGUUUGAUUUUUUCUACGGUUCGGUUUUGUAG